UCCUUUUUUCUUUCUUUCAUCUCGCUCGGCAGUUGUUAAAGCCCUGGUGGUAAAUAACAGACAAAGGCGACGGGGGGCUUAAGGGACAGAAAGAGACAAAAAAGAAACAGAUGCCGUCGACCUGCCAUUAUUUUAUUGCCAGAAUCUCCAUGGUCAUAUUGUAGGUCAAACCAUCUGUUGUCUUUUGCUGUUGUUUGUCGUCACUGGCAUGUAUCCGCUCAUGUACACGUUGGUAUGUACAGACGCCUCACAAGGACCUCUUUGAUUUAAUGGGUCCAAUCAUUGGGAUGUCACCAGAUAAGAAAACGGAAAUUCCGGGUAUGCAAGAGGAGCGGACGGGGCUCAGAGGUGUGUGCGGCGUAGGAACACUGCCGGAGGCGGAGUGCGCGUCCAGUCCGCUGGCGACCAGCGUGGAUCGCACUGGAGGCGCCGAGGAUGAGGAGCUCACCAACCUCAACUGGCUCCACGAGAACCUGCUUCAGAACUUCACCCUGGGCGGUCCCGAAGCCCAGCCCAGCGGCAGCCCCCUCUUCGACAUAGAGGGAGACUACGGCUCUAGCCAGGGCCCGUCGUCCUCCUCAUCCUCGUCGCACAGCAGAGGCAGGGAGCGGGACUCGUUGAAGUCAAAGCCCCCCUUCUCGUUCUCUCUGCUCAUCUACAUGGCCAUUGAGCAGUCUCCCAGCAAGUCUUUGCCCGUUAAGGAAAUCUACGGCUGGAUUCUCGAGCACUUCCCUUAUUUCUCCAAUGCUCCCACUGGAUGGAAGAACUCAGUUCGUCACAACUUGUCCCUGAACAAAUGCUUCCGCAAGGUCGAGAGGAGUUUGGGAAAGGCCAAUGGAAAAGGUUCUCUCUGGUGUGUUGACCCAGAGUACCGCCCCAACCUGAUCCAAGCCCUUAAGAAGCAGCACUUCCCUGCCGCACAUGCCUUCUGCACACCACCCGCCUCCCCACCCAGUGCCUCCUCACCCCCUCGCCAUCUCUUUCUACAAGGCUGCUCAUUCAAAGAGUCUGACAUUGAUGCUGCCACUGCCAUGAUGCUCUUAAACUCUGCCCCCGGGCACCACGUUGACCCAUGCAAUUCUGACAGCCCGCUGGACCUCUCCAGGCCUGACUCGGUUCUGGUGAGCAGUGACCCAAAGCAGGACCAUAACUACAGCAGCGUAGCUCUGCAGCGCUGCUCUUCCCGUUCCUCCUCAUCGUCGCUUUCCUCCCUGGACGAAGGGGGCUGCGACCGCAGGCAGUCCCACCGCGCUGGCAGCGAGGGCUUCCACAGCGACGACGACUCCGACCUCUGGGAAGAGAGGGGCGUCCAACAGACUUCUCGCCGUCCUCCUGCCAUCAAGUGGCCUGUCGUCAAGAGGGCACGACGUGAGGUCAAGCCGGAGCUGGAUGAGGAGCUGAAGGAAGCCGCCGGCUCCUUGCUGCACCUCGCUGGUAUACGCAGCUGCAUGGAAGGCUCCAAACGUACUGUCAAGAGCACAAAACUUAACAGGAAAUGAAGAUAUUUUUCUUUUCUCUUCUUUUUUUUUUUGCCCCCAUCAGACUCUGGACCCUGUGAACCCUUACCUCUGACCCCUGAUCGUGUGUCCCAGUGUGCCUCCUUCUCCUUAUCUGAUCGUUCAUUGGCCAUUUUGAGCCUUUUUUUGUUUGGAAAUAUCCCUGUCCAACAAAACAAAUGGCAAUAGUAUCGUUCACACAGGAGAACAAAGCCAUAUUGAGACUUUUGUAACUCGGGGGUAACUGCUGGGGGUGGGUGUUUGGGCUUUAUGGAGAACCAUCAAGAUACCUAUCCAAAAUGACCUGCCUGCUUCUGUUGGACUGGGAGAUUGAGAUUCAAGAUUUUUUGUUUUUUGUUUUUCCCUCUGAGAGACAAAGUGGGACAAGCGGAAUCUUUUAUAACUCAAAGCGUUGCAUGCUUCCUCCUCAAACCUGUAUCCUCUUCCAAGUGAAUCUAUUUAUGAAGCGAAUGAGUGCAUGUUUGUAACAGACAAAAUCUAACCUCCUGUUGUUAUCGGUUUCUCCUUUUUGUGCUAAAGAAAAAACAAAUGCCACUGUUUUGAAAGGAAUUCUUGCUCUAUGAGUCCUCUUGUAAGAGAGUUGCAAUAAUUGAUCCUCAACCUUAACCUUUUGACAUUAUUUCAUGGUGGCAUUUUUCAGAGUUGACUUUCCUAGUUGAACUUUACAAUUUUGAGAAUGAAUGGAGAAGUAUUAUCAUCUCGUUAUGCGAUAAACUUAUAACACAGAGCUCUGGCUCCGUUUCAGGAUUUGCAAGAAGUGGAAAUAGUAUUACCCUGCCACUGCCAAAUUUAGUUGCAAAGUUAGCUAUAAUAUUUUGCUCAGUUUUCCGCGGCCAUGACAGUGCUUCACGAAUUAAAGCUGUCUUUUUUUUUUUGUGUACGUUCAUCCUUUAAAUCAUAAGCGUGUUUUUCACUCUUAUUGUGCGUACACAGAACAUAUACUCACAUGUUUGGUAACGGCCUAUGCAAAGUGAACACCUGCUAUUACCAGAUGUUCACUGUGUGUUCAUAGGUUAUCCUCCAUAGAUUUUAUUUUAUUUUUGUGUGUCGGGGGGUAUGUGUGUGUGCGCGUGUUUAUCAUAGUGCAUGUUGAUUUCAGCCAAAACCUGAGAUGACGGUCACGACAGAAAAGAAUUUUUGAAAUUGUUCUUUUACUGAAAAAGUUGUCCUUUUACUUCAAUGAAUGCGAAUACGCAGAGCUGGUUAAUGGUUAGAAACGGGAGCGAACGGUAAAUUCCCGCGGCGUCUUGCUCCAUCAUUUGGGCUUGCAGUUUGAUUAUACCUCUGUGUUCUCCUCGAUUUAAAUGUUUUUGUUUUAAUUUUUUCACUUUCUAAUUUUCUGCCGGCCGAUGCUGUGGCCGAGUUACUAACAUCUUGAGGGAAGGUGUGUGUGUGUUUUGGUUCAGACAAAUGAAAGAUCAAGAGGUGUAGAGCAUUUUAUCAAGUGCAAAGAAGGAGAAGGGGACAACACCAGUCACGACCAGAGAGAAGUGUCGCUCACAGGAGAGUCGAGGAGCCGUGCUCAUGCCUCUCGCGUCGUGCCCUCGGUUCUGGCUGGCCAGCAGUGUUUCGUUCUUCCUCCUAGAACAAAAUAAGGAAGUGCACGCUCUCUUCUCAAGCUGUGAAAUGGAGUGUUUGUUGUCAGUUGAUUGCACGCAGUUCACUGAGGGGAAGUUGCGAGCCACUUGUGUAAAAGGCCAAUAUUCUCAUUUGAGCUUUUUUUUUAUAAAAAGGCUGCAUACUCGCAGCGCACAUUACAAGGUAGAAUGGAACUGCAUAAGGCCGGCAAACAAAAAAAGAAAAAGGAUAUUUUCCCCUACCCACAGUAAUAGAUGACUUUGUGUCACAGUGACUGUUAGAAUAGCAUGCAUGGGCAGUGCCAAAUGUUUUCCUGUGCCACUGAUGUAAACCUUCAACGGGGCCAUGGUCACUGUAGUCCCCUGCUGCGACGCUGCCACAAUGUAAAUGUGAUUUAGAGCAACAAUGCCCUAGUUUUUCUGAAUCACCCCGACAGGAAAUGGGAGAGGACUCUGGUCAGUACAGUGACUUAACCAACCUCCUGGUUUAUUUUUGUCGCUUUAGAGUGGGAGCUGUUCCUAUCAGAGUAAGCUUCAGUUCUCAGAAGUAAUACUUGCAUACACUGGUCUUGUUUAGCUGUGAAAAAAAAGAACAAAUUAUUGUUCAUUAAUCAUCACCUUAUUUAUGACAUUAAUUUAUGGGAUUAUUGAAUGCAUACUCUAUCAUACUCUGGUCAUUUGAAACAAAUGACUGGGCACAUUUUAUUUUUCUCCCUCUGUGAAAUCCUUAAUAACUUUUUGUUUUUGUUUAGUUUUCCUCGUUUGUUUUACAGCAAUACACUUUUUUUUUUUCUUUCACUAUGUUAUAGUGAUUAAUUAUGCCAAUGUCUGUUGUCUAUAGAGCGGGUGUUUUUUUUUGUCAGUUUGUUUUUUGGUCAAAUUUAACCAUGACUGCCAGGUUUUCUUGAUGUUUUGUUUUGCUUUUUGUUAAGCUGGAUAGAAAAGUUAAAUAACACUGAUCCUGAAACCAUUUGUUGCCAAAAUUGAUGUACAGCUGGGGUUUGAGUUUUAAGACAGACCCUUUCCCCAUAUACUGUAAAAGCUCUUUGAAACGAAUUGAAUCAUUUUUUUUUGUUUUUACAUUCGUCACACGUAUAGUUUAUGUUUAGAUAUUAUGACUAAGUAGUCACAAUUUGCCGAUUAGCAGUUGAUCUCAUCACAGAGAAUAAUCUUUCAAGAAAAAACUAAACAAAUUACUGCCACACAUGACUCAAGCUUCCAGGUAUUGUUAUGGAAUGUCGAAAUGUUAUGAAUAUCUCUAAAAACUGGAUCAGAAUAAGUCAGUUCCGAGGCUGCCGCGGUGUUGUUUCAGACCCACAAUCGCGUGGAAAUGGUGCGAGAGACUUGUAAAGGGAAAUCUCUCUCAUUCUUUCUGUGUCAAAUGCAAAAGAAGCGAACCAGUGAGUUGACCUGCGGACGGAGCUACCUAAACCUUCUUGGGUUGCAGGACUUAAAACCCGGUUGCUUUAACGCUCAGCAGCUGUGACUUAAAAAAUUGAUUUUGAGAUUCACUAAAUUCAGUUUCUAUGAUGAACAUUUUGUCGCAUUUAAACAAAAGCUGCCAACCCAGUAUCAGUUUGUGUCAGUUGUCUGCCAUGUCUUCUAGACCGACACACCUUUUGGUUUUUGUAUGCUAACCUCUGUUGAUAAAAUGUUUAUAAGAUUUAUUUUCGCCAAAGAUAUGCAAUUGCAUUAUAUAUGGUAUUACAAAAUAUUAAUAAAAACCUGUUCUUGUUA
Messenger RNA from Scophthalmus maximus (turbot), 4831 nucleotides. It is a transcript of the gene foxn2a, whose product is annotated as forkhead box N2a. Lineage: Eukaryota; Metazoa; Chordata; Actinopteri; Pleuronectiformes; Scophthalmidae. Bases 270 to 1499 code for a protein of 409 amino acids. The record is from RefSeq and is a predicted model, not a curated record. Gene Ontology annotation, cellular component: nucleus. Gene Ontology annotation, biological process: regulation of DNA-templated transcription. The transcript has 6 exons. Gene Ontology annotation, molecular function: cis-regulatory region sequence-specific DNA binding; DNA-binding transcription factor activity.